AUGAAUGUCAACGAUAACGCACCUCAGUUCCCACAGACAUUCUACACGAUACCUGUUAUGGAGAAUAACGCGCCUGGAGCUUUACUGAGCUCUUUAACUGCUAUAGAUCCAGAUCUCCAUGAAAAUCAGUAUUUAGUUUAUUUUAUAAUAGAGAAGGAAAUAGUGAACACGUCCAUGUCCAUGCUGUUCUCUAUUAACCCAGAGAACGGGAAUCUUUACGCUCUAAAGACGUUUGACUAUGAGAUAGAGAAGGAGUUCCUUUUCCACAUCGAGGCCAGAGACUCUGGUGUUCCUCCGUUCAGCAGUAACGUGACCGUUCACAUUAUUAUCAUGGAUCAGAACGACAACACGCCGCUUAUAGUGUCUCCAUGGCGCGCGCACGGCUCGGUGGUGGAGGAAAAGAUCCCGAGAUCCACCGAUAAAGGAACUCUGAUAGCCAAAGUCAUCGCCAUAGACUCUGAUUCAGUGCACAACUCUCGAAUCACGUACCAGUUCCUCCACAACACUGACGCCACAUUAUUCAGCUUGGAUCAAUAUAACGGAGAGAUCCGGACCACGAGAAUGUUCAGUUACAGAGACUCGCGCCACCAGCAGCUGGUUGUGAUCGCCAAGGACAACGGAGAGCCCGCGCUCUCUGCUACAGUCACCAUCAAACUGUCCACGGUGGAGACCGCCCUUAAAACCUAUGCUGACAUGACUGAGGUGCCUUUGGGAUAUGACAUCUUCUCCGAUUUAAACCUGUAUCUGGUGAUCGGACUGGGCUCUGUUUCAUUUCUUUUACUCAUCACUAUAUUGGUCACCAUCGUGCUGAAGUGUCAGAAAACGAAGCCCAGCAAAGCGGCUCCUCCGUGCAGGAACAGUGUGAUCAGCGAGAGGAACUCGACCAUCGCGGAUUCCACUCUGGUUUCCAACGAUGCCUACUGGUACAGUUUAUUUCUAGCAGAAACAAGGAAAGGAAAGCUGGUGGUCAGACAGCCUGUGCCAAAGGGAGCGAGAUACAUCGUGUCCAGUUUACCGAGGAGCACAGGACUGACCGAGACCAGCGACUCAGCUGCAUCUACACUACAGGUAAGACAAUCUAAAUCAAUAAUCAAAGAGAGAUUUACUUGACGUUUUACGCACAAUUUCUAAGCGAAUAAUCAUUUCGUGCGCCUUUGUAUAAUACGCAACACAAGUGUUUCCCAGUUUUAGAAAAUGGCAUUCUACCUCUUAGAG
Messenger RNA from Sinocyclocheilus rhinocerous, 1215 nucleotides. RefSeq names its product protocadherin beta-17-like. NCBI's taxonomy places the organism in Eukaryota, Metazoa, Chordata, Actinopteri, Cypriniformes, Cyprinidae. Gene Ontology annotation, cellular component: plasma membrane. The record is from RefSeq and is a predicted model, not a curated record. The coding region runs from base 1 to 1110 and encodes 369 amino acids. Gene Ontology annotation, molecular function: calcium ion binding. Gene Ontology annotation, biological process: homophilic cell-cell adhesion. The transcript has a single exon.